Messenger RNA from Rubroshorea leprosula, 1895 nucleotides. NCBI's taxonomy places the organism in Eukaryota, Viridiplantae, Streptophyta, Magnoliopsida, Malvales, Dipterocarpaceae. The record is from the annotation of a GenBank genome assembly.
CCGUGUCGGAGGUGAACCCGACCUCUAGUCUGGAAUCCUUACGAAUCUGGUUUGGAAGAGCAAUUCUUCCCGCUUUGAGGAGUAGGACCGGUUCCCAUUAGGUUGUUUCCAUUGGUUAAUACGACACUUGAUGAUGUAAUAUCAUCCUGUGUAUUAGCUUUUGGAAAUAUCUCCCGUUGAUUCCGAAAGGAUAAAUGGUUGAGAAGGCCUAAUGCCCUUUAGGAAAACAUGUAGUGGCCUUAGAGAGAUACCAACCCUAGGAUAUGUUUCCCUUAACAUCCCACCCGUGAGGUUAGAUCAUGCAUUAGACAUGGAUUUUACCGAGGAUACAACUAGACAAGGGAAGAGACUUGGUGAAGAUGUCACAUCUCAUCCUACUGCUAAAAGAGCUAAGGAGUCAAUCUUUUCAGUCAAUACCUCCAAACCCGACUUGAAGUUGUUGAAAGAGGCUUACGAUUUAUUGUCUUCAAGGGAGAAGCAUGACUUUGAGGUCCGAUUUGGGUGCAUUGGAGAUCUAUUGUCAGUGAUGCCAAAUUGGAACUUGUUGAGAGCCAUGUUGAAAUUUUAUGUGCCAGAAUAUCAAGCUUUUGUGUUCCCACAAUUUGAGUUGGUGCUCACCAUUGAUGAGUAUCAUCAUUUCCUACGGUGUAGUCCUGCGGCGGAUUCUCCUAACUUCACUCCUCAAGCCCAACAUAUGAAAGAUGGUUCUUAUGGGUUUGAUUGGAAUACAGUGUUGAUGGCUUUGGGAAAGAGAUUGGAAGCCAUGACACCCUCUCAAAGGAUCAACUUUGUGGCAUUGGGAAUUUAUGGCAUGGUGAUCUUCCCUACCUAUGUCAAGACCAUUGCACCUAUGGUGAUAGCUUUGUUUGAGCAAUUGUUGCGCACUUCGGCAUUUAAUCCUGCUUCUACGGUGGUAGCCGAAACUUUGUGGUCUAUGAAAGAAAUCCGAGCUAAAGGAUCCGGCCGCUUCUUGGGUUGCAUCGAGUUGUUCACUACAUGGGCACAAGGUCACUUGAGGGGUCCCCAAUUUGAAGCUUUAUUCAGUGUUCCUGUGAAGGAUAGAAAGAUAGAGGAUUGGCAUCGAUCACUUCUAGCAGCAACUAUUAAUGAUGUCAAAUUUGUUCUCCCGACUUGGAGUGCUACUCAUUAUCUCGCUCCACCCGAAGGACAUCACUCUAUUCCUUUGUUGGGUAUUCAUGGAGGGGUUACAUAUUCUGUGGAGUUGGCAUCUCGUCAGUUUGGAAAGGCACAAAACGCUCCCUAUCUUGAUGAUGCAUUGCAGUCACGCUUUGAUUACAUGUCUUCCCCGGUGAUUGUUAACAAGGUGACAAAUACGAAGAACUCUACCAUCAUGGACUUAACCGCUAAGUUGGAGCUUAGCCAUGCUCAGAGAUGUCAGCUGUUAGAGAAGUAUGAUGAAUUAGCUCUUGAUUAUGAGUUGCUUAAAAGGGGAAAAGAGUUGUCAGAUCAGCAAGUGGUGGAGUUUAAGGACAAGAUUGCCUCAUUGGAAAAGGAUUUGGCUGCUACUAAAGAAAUUUGUGGGAAGCAAAAGAGGAGUUUGAACUUUGCUGAAGAACAAAGGAAAAGGCUGCUACGACUAAAGGCGGAUCUUAAAGCAAGAGAAAAGGAGAACAAGGAACUUAUUGAGAAGGUGACUAGGCAGCAAGAGUUGAAAGGAAAAGUGAUUAAGUGGAGGAAUGCUUACAACAACCUAUUGUCUGAUUAUGAUGCUCUACAAAAGGAAUUGCAAGCAGCAAAACAAUCAAAGCAAGGAAAGAAGGAGACCACAACUUGAAGAACUUGGGGAAAAAUGGGUUACUUAGGAGCUUUUGUACGAAUGUCAGAAAUUCAGAUUUGUCAAUGAAAACUUGCUUGAAUGAAUACAAUCCUUCUUC